Molecule: messenger RNA, 768 nt
Organism: Arachis duranensis
Lineage: Eukaryota; Viridiplantae; Streptophyta; Magnoliopsida; Fabales; Fabaceae
Product: ethylene-responsive transcription factor ERF023
Biological process (GO): regulation of DNA-templated transcription
Molecular function (GO): DNA-binding transcription factor activity; DNA binding
Source: RefSeq, a predicted model, not a curated record
CGUUAUUACAAACAUUACAAAAUAAAAAAAAUAAAAUAAAAUAAAUAAAAAAAUUCCCUUCAUGGAGCUACAAACAACGGCCACCACCACUGCCACCACUUCAACCGUAACCGCCGCGGCAAAAUCCACCAUAAACCGCGUAGGAGGAACGCGCCACCCUGUCUACCGCGGCGUGAGGAAGCGUCGAUGGGGGAAAUGGGUUUCGGAGAUUCGAGAACCUCGCAAGAAGUCUCGCAUAUGGCUCGGUUCCUUCCCGUCGCCGGAGAUGGCGGCGAAAGCCUACGACGUCGCCGCUUACUUCCUGACAUCCAAGCCGCAGCUGCAAAAGCAGCACACAUGGCCGCCGCCGCCGCAGCAGCAGCCGUGACUGCCGAUGACGCCGGCGAUUCGCCGGAGAAGUGCGGCAUUUCGAAUUCUUCCUCCGACGGCGAUGAUUUCUGGGGAGAAAUUGAGCUGCCUGAGCUCAUGAACGAUGGAGAGUGCAGAUGGAGUUAUUCUCACGGCGGCGGUGGGUGGAACUCCGGCGGAUCCUCCGGCUCCGGCGACGUAACGGCUUGGCCGGAAGUUGAGUUACCGUAUAGUGGUUAGUGUAUGUGUGUGUUUUUAGAAAAAAUGAUAACUUUGUGGUUGGUAUAUUAAUUCCUCUUUAAUUUUUUUUAAUUAUUUUUAUGUGUGUAUUAUAAAAUAAUUAUUGGAAGAAAAACUAUAAUAAUAAUUUGUAGCAGUAACUGAAAAUUUUUUCUCCACUAAUUAUUGAUAUUUAGCAUA